Chanos chanos (milkfish) is the source of this 1632-nucleotide messenger RNA. It is a transcript of the gene lgi1b, whose product is annotated as leucine-rich, glioma inactivated 1b. Gene Ontology annotation, molecular function: protein binding. Lineage: Eukaryota; Metazoa; Chordata; Actinopteri; Gonorynchiformes; Chanidae. Gene Ontology annotation, biological process: myelination. The record is from RefSeq and is a predicted model, not a curated record. The transcript has 8 exons. The coding region runs from base 1 to 1632 and encodes 543 amino acids.
AUGGGAAAUGUUGGGAGACUCUCAAGGAAAUGCAUAUUUUUCCUUUGGAUUGCCAUCCUACUGGUUUUCGUUGAAAGCAAAAGAGGGAGACCACCCCGAUGCCCCUCAUCCUGCACCUGCACUAAAGAUAAUGCUCUGUGUGAAAAUAUCAGAUCUGUUCCUCACAGCUUCCCUCCUGAUGUCGUAUCGCUAUCAUUUGUAAAAUCCGGAUUCACCGAAAUUACUGGGGGAAGUUUUCUACAUACGCCAGCCCUGCAGCUCCUCUUGUUCACAGCUAAUUCAUUUGAUUCUAUAGACGAAGAUGCUUUCAUGGGACUACCCCAUCUGGAAUAUUUGUUUAUUGAGAAUAACAAAAUUGAAUCAAUAUCCCCUCAUGCAUUCCGUGGUUUGAAGUCUCUAAUCCACCUAAGCUUAGCCUAUAACAACUUGGAGACAUUACCAAAAAAUGUUUUUAAAGGCAUGGAUGCCUUAACAAAAGUAGAUCUUCGUGGAAACAUGUUUAACUGCGACUGCAAACUGAAGUGGUUGGUUGAUUGGAUGUAUAACACCAAUGCAACUGUAGAUGAGAUAUACUGCAGUGGGCCACCACUUCACCAGGGGAAGAAGAUAAAUGACCUAGUUCCACAGUCAUUUGACUGCAUUACAGCAGAAUUUGCCCUGCAUAGGACCCUGCAGUUUGAAUCCAUUUCUGUGGAGGCCUUCACAUUUCAGAAUGAUCAAUACAUUGUGUUCGCCCAGCCCUUUACGGGAAGAUGUAACUUCUUAGAAUGGGAUCACGUCAACACGAACUUCAGGACCUUUGACAGUAUUGAGAGCACUUCCACUGUUGUAUGUAAACCACUGGUCAUCGAUAAUCAGCUUUUUGUCAUUGUUGCCCAGCUGUUUGGGGGCUCACACAUUUACAAGCGGGACAUCUCCGCCCACAAGUUUAUUAAAAUCCAGGACAUUGAUAUCUUAAAAAUUAGAAAACCCAAUGACAUAGAAACUUUUCGUGUGGAUGGCGAAACAUUUUUUGUGAUAGCAGACAGUUCCAAAGCAGGCUCCACAACAGUGUACAAGUGGAACGGUAACGGUUUCUACUCACAUCAGUCACUCCAUCCCUGGUACCGUGACACAGACAUAGAAUACCUGGAUAUUGGCAAUAAGCCUCAUCUCAUCUUAUCCAGCAGUUCCCAGUGCCCUGUUAUAUACCAGUGGAGUAAGAGCCAAAAGCAGUUUGACAGACGCACUGAUAUACCAGAGAUGGAGGAUGUUUAUGCGGUCAAGCACUUCAAGGUGAAGGGCGAGCUGUAUAUCUGCUUGACACGCUUCAUUGGAGACUCCAAGGUGAUGAAGUGGGAUGGCUCCAUGUUCACAGAGACACAAACAAUGCCCUCCCGGGGUUCCAUGGUGUUUCAGCCAGUGUCCUUUGGCAACUGGCAAUAUGCCAUUCUAGGCAGUGACUUCUCACUUACACAGGUCUAUCAAUGGGACGUGAAAAAAGGUCAGUUUGUUCAUUUCCAGGAGCUCAAUAUCCAGGCACCAAGGGCAUUUUCAUUGGUGUCAAUUGACAACAAAGAAUUCUUACUCGCUUCGAGUUUUAAAGGAAAAACCCAGAUAUAUGAACAUCUAAUGAUUGACUUGAGUAAUUAA